This is a messenger RNA of Lates calcarifer (barramundi perch), 3437 nucleotides long. RefSeq names its product solute carrier family 7 member 10a (gene slc7a10a). The record is from RefSeq and is a predicted model, not a curated record. Gene Ontology annotation, biological process: D-serine transmembrane transport; D-alanine transmembrane transport; amino acid transmembrane transport. NCBI's taxonomy places the organism in Eukaryota, Metazoa, Chordata, Actinopteri, Centropomidae. Gene Ontology annotation, molecular function: L-amino acid transmembrane transporter activity; neutral L-amino acid transmembrane transporter activity. Gene Ontology annotation, cellular component: membrane. Bases 115 to 1611 code for a protein of 498 amino acids. The transcript has 11 exons.
CUCCGUUCAUCAGUAGGAUAUUAUAAGGGCAGCCUGGAGAGCGGAGCGUGGUUCAGUGUACAGUAUCUGGACCGGACCGAGGCGGGCAGGAAGCACAUUUGCAAGGCGGAGGAGAUGGAGGACAAAGAGAAAAAGAAGAAGGAUAAAAACUCGUCCAAGGACGAUAGAGUCACUCUGAAAAAAGAAAUUGGACUUUUGAGCGCUUGCGCUAUUAUCAUCGGGAACAUCAUCGGCUCUGGGAUAUUCAUCUCUCCUAAAGGAGUGUUGGAGCAUGCAGGCUCAGUGGGACUGUCACUCAUCGUUUGGGUUUGUGGAGGGGGGAUCUGUGCCCUUGGGUCCAUGUGCUAUGCCGAACUGGGUGUCACUAUCCCCAAGUCUGGAGGCGACUAUUCAUAUGUGACAGAAAUCUUUGGAGGGCUAGUGGGUUUCCUGUUGUUAUGGAGUGCCGUCCUCAUCAUGUAUCCAACUACACUGGCUGUCAUCGCACUCACCUUCUCUAAUUACGUCUUGCAACCGGCCUUCCAGAAUUGCCUGCCUCCAUACAUCGCCACCAGACUCCUUGCCACCAUUUGUAUCUUAUUCCUGACCUGGGUGAACUGCUCUAGUGUGCGAUGGGCAACGAGAAUCCAGGAUGUUUUCACUGUUGGAAAACUCCUCGCUCUGGCACUCAUCAUAGUGGUAGGACUCGUCCAGAUCUGUAGAGGUCACUAUGAUGCCCUGCGGCCCAGUGUGGCCUUUGAAUUUAGUCAGGACCCCUCGGUGGGACAGAUAGCUCUGGCCUUCCUCCAGGCCUCCUUUGCUUACAGCGGCUGGAAUUUCCUCAACUACGUGACAGAGGAGGUCGUUGAGCCACGCAAGAACCUGCCUCGUGCCAUCUACAUUUCAAUCCCACUGGUGACCCUGGUCUACACCAUGACCAACAUUGCGUACUUCUCCUCCAUGACCCCUGAGGAGCUGCUGGCCUCCAAUGCUGUGGCAGUGACAUUUGGAGAGAAGCUAUUGGGGAUGUUUUCCUGGGUGAUGCCAAUCUCUGUAGCUCUGUCCACCUUUGGAGGAAUCAAUGGAUAUCUGUUCACCUCAUCCAGAUUGUGUUUCUCGGGGGCCAGAGAAGGUCACCUGCCUUAUCUACUGGCUAUGAUCCACCUAAAGAACUGCACUCCAAUCCCUGCCCUGCUGGUCUGUUGCAUUGCCACAAUUGUCAUCCUGUGUAUUGGAGAGAUGCACAACUUGAUCAACUAUGUGUCCUUUAUCAACUAUCUGUCCUAUGGCGUAACCAUCGCCGGCCUCCUCUACCUCCGCAAGAAGAGACCCAACCUGGCCAGACCCAUUAAGGUAAACAUGUUGAUCCCCAUCACCUACAUGAUUUUCUGGGCUGUGCUGCUGUGCUUUAGUCUGUACUCUGAGCCGGUGGUUUGUGGCCUGGGUAUGGUCAUCAUGCUGACUGGAGUCCCUGUAUACUUUGUGGGUGUUCAGUGGAAGGACAAACCCAAAUGGAUCUACAGGGUAGUCGAAAGAGUCACGUAUAUGGGUCAGAAGGUGUGUUAUGUGGUGUUUCCUCAGGAAGACCCUUCAGAGACUGAACCCCUCACUGCCUCCAAAGCCAAUGACUGAGCAGUGCAGUCAACCAGGAAUUCCCUUUUUACAUCAACAACUGUACUUCCAGAUUUUGUUUUGUUUUGUUUUGUUUUUUCAUAUUGUUUGGUCAGGUUGUGAGUGGUGAAGAGAUGAAUUUCCCUGUGUUCAUGCAUAGGUGCAGCCUGAUUGGAGCAGCGGCGAAGCCCCAACAUAAAAGAAGCGGAUGGUCAUAUUUAGGGCAUUAGCAUGUUUAGCCCUAAAGCUGGGGCAUGUGUUUUUAUUUGGUUGGUUUGGUAGUGCUGUCCAUCCGUUCUCCUCACCAGUAUGCCAAGUUUUCUCUUUCAUUCGGAUGUUCAUCUCAUCUUCUGCCUUCUACUUGCUCAAGGAAUUUCUCUGUCAUCCUCUGCUUCACUUCCAACAUCCUUUUCUUUUAUUACUAAAUCCUUGUGCUAAUGUGCCUUAUGAAAUGUAUGCGUUGGUAUAGUGUAUUGGUUUGUGCGGGUAUUUUGAGUGCGGAAUAACUUUAUGAGGUAAAUAUGCAAGCAGUUUUUGCUUUUAGCAAUACUUCUCUAUUACUGCUGCUAUCUCAAGCUCUAUUUCACUAAUCACUCACAGGACGUUUACUGUUUGUCUUCUGUGAAUGAGUAUUUUUCUGUCUGUAUCUCUGCCUGGCUACAGUGCCUAGCCAUUCCUUUAACUUUACACCCUUUACUUUUGUUAUUAUAUCACUUCUUUUUCCUGAGAGAUACUGUAGGUGCCUUUGUGUUCUUAUUAGAGAAGUGAUCUACACAAUGACACUUAUCUUUCCCAGCAAUAUUUACAGGACAGGAGAGGCAGGACGAUCACAGUUUGUGGCUUCAGCUUGAAUAACUGCCAACUGUCUCAGAAAUGAAUAAGCUGCAUCUUUAUAACACAUGAUGACAGGCUGCUCUUCCAGGUUUUUAAUGUUUCUCUGGGAAUGCCACUGUGAACUCUCACAAGGUGCUUGACCUGCCAAGACAGUUAUUACAUUUCACAUUUCUCACCUGAAGUUAUGACAGUACUUUCCAUUAACAUGUUGUUGGAUAACAUUAGCAGAAUCAUACUGACAGAUCGGUGGACGGUUGGCAGUGGAUGUUUACUUGUGCAUGGUCCUGCUCCUACUUCCCCAAAGACACAUCAUCACUGCAAUGACCCAUGGCCAGUGACUUAUAGAUUAACUUAAUGUGAUUGAUUUAAUUAGAGUCCCGUUGGCCUGCUAUAACCCCUUCCUGUUGUCUUGUUGACAAUAUACUGACUUAUUACGGCCCAAUUUAAAUACUAAAUUGCCGCCAAAUUAUUUCGGUCAAAUUGAUCUCUUCACUGAAGUUAUGGUACUAUUACCAUGAUACAAUAUGCUAAUUCACUGUGGUCCCAGGGAUAUUGGUGUUGACAUGUAUUUGGGUAAUCUCUUGUAUAAGCUGUUUAUGUUGUGUAUACAACAGAACAUAUAAAGGGUUGGGCCAGUGGUCUUUUUAACAUGAUGUAAAACCAGCAGGUUGGAACUUGGACUGAAAACUCAGCCCCUUUCCUGGCUAGCAGCAGGUCCUGGGAAUAUCCCCCUGCAUCAAGUCCACAGACGCACACUUAAGACAACAUGCAUGUCUGUCUGCAAUGUCCAGGUGCUGUUAAUUCAGUUGAGAUCUGUAAAUACUGUGUAAAGGAAAAAAAAAUUACUAUUACAAAUGCGCCAGGGACUCCUACAAAGAUCAUUCCUUCAGACAUGUUGUGAUACAUUUACAUACUGUACAAUUGAUGGAUGUACCUCUGUGUUUUGUAAAAGAGUGUAAAGUUGUACAAGAAUAACAAUGUAAUUGCUUAUUAAAUAUAGCAACCUCUGAGAA